AUUGGCGUUUUAAAUUAAAUGCCAAAAAAUGAUGGUUACAUCAAGUUAAGUUGAAAAUUAGAUGAAAAAUAUCUUCGCCGCGAUGUCCUAAAAAGCAUAAAUUUUUAAUAAUGGACGUAGAUUCCUUGAUAUGCCUGAACUCGGUCGAAAAAAGUAGCUUUGAUAUACUGAGAUUGAAAAACGCGAAAAAAAGUCUCAGCGAAAUUUUCAAAACUUUGGAAGAAUCGAUCGACUUUGCGGUUCAGGACGCCGGCGAGGAUAAAAUUUUACUGAAUUCUGAUCGCAUUCCAAAUUCCUUAGAAAAAAACAGUUCUUCAAUAACAGCUUUAGGCGAUAUCAUUCAAGUUUUUACAUCGACAAUUCAAGAACUAAACAAUAUUUCCGAGAAGAGAAAAACUCAUUUGGAGCCAUCUGAUGAGCUGUUAAUACCAGAUAAAGACGUGAUUACAGAAAAUUCAAACAAAAAUACUAAUCCUCCUGAAAAAAUGAACGACAUUAGAAAUCGUUACCCAGAACUCUUUGACAUUUUCUCCGAAGAAUCAAAGUCUCAAAUCUCAAAUUUGGGUUUGCAAUCCGAAAUUAAAGCAUCCGAAAAAUGUGUGAAAAAUUUAGAUGGCACAUUUCCGAAUUAUUUUCACAACUCUAAAGUCUAUUUCGACGAUGCUGAAGUGACUUCAGAUAAAAAUUCAACUUUUAAACCAAUUAUGAUUGAACAGUUUCAUCAAAAAUCUGUGGGAAGUAUUAAAAAAGAGUUCUUACCUGAGAAGAUGUAUUCUUCAGAUUUUCAAAAUAAUCCUGAAAGAUUAGAAAGAGAAAGUAGAAUUUUUUUAUCUUCAACAGUUUUAACAGCAAGGACCGAAACUUCAAAUUCGUCCUCAGGUUCAUGGGGAACUUUAAAAGACACACCGAGAAACGGUGAAAAUAAUUUUCCUGAAGCUAGUUUUGAUUCUAAAUCGAUUUGUAAAUUAGAAGUUGAUUCAAAGAAAGUGAAUUUGGGAAUUAAAAGUGGAAAACAAAAGUCGAAAACUGGAGAUCGAACUAGAGUUAAAAAGAAAAAAUUAUCUCUCAAUGUCGAAAAAGUUCAAGGGGACACUGCAUUAAAGAAAAGUCGAGUUCUUGCUGUAAAAAGCGACACUGAAAUAAAUAAGGAGGAAAAAAAAGAUAAGAGAAUUUUAAUGAACAUUUUGGAUAUUUUAUUGGAAGUGAAGUCAAAUUUAUUUUCAAACCGAAAAUUCGCAGAUGCAUUACAAGAACGUUUUCAAAAUUCUUCUCUUUUACAAAGUGUCGUUUCUCUUGAUGCAAUCGAGUCUUUGAGUGAAGAAAUUUCUAGGUGCACGAUUAUGAGAAUUAGGAAAAAUCAUGAGGUGAUUAUUGGAUUGGAAGAGUUAUUAUUAGAUAGUGUUUUGAGAUUAGAGGAAGCCGUAAAAGAAGAAAAAGAUUAUUUAAAACAACAAGAAUAUUAUUACAAGCAAUUCUCAGAGUUGUCACAGAAUAAGAGAAGAACUGGAAAUCUUAAAAGAACUACAGUACACACAUUAAUCGGAAAUGACUCUUCACUCUCAUUAACUCAAAAAGAAAAAAUUGAAGAAUUAAUUUUUUACACAAUUUCCUUGAUUCAGAAGAUUUUACCGAAACAGGAUUCCAAAAUUCGAAGCGAAAGCUCCUGUCAAAGAGAUCCAACGAGACAUGUAAAAACAGAAGCAGAUCCCCGGACCCAGAUAGAAAUAUUUUCUAGAAAAAGAAAGAUGGAAGAAAAUUUAAAAAAUGAAAUAGAGAACAAUAGAUCGAAACCAAGAAUGGAUCCAACUUUUAUUAAAGUAAAUCCUGAAACAUUGAAAAUAAAUAAAAAAUAUUUAAGCAAUGAAAAAAUGACAAGGUCGUCCACUCUGGUUAUGGAUGGAAUUAAUAAGGACUCGAAACAGAGUUCGAAUCAAGCAAUAAAAAUGACGAAUAAGGGACGAUGUCAAAAUACGAGUCAACCAAUUUGGAAACCAGCUGGAAAUGUUAAAGCUAAAACAACAGUUCCAGUUCAGGGAAUAUUGAGACAAAAAACACGGCAAAAUUUGCCUUCUGAUAAAAAGGAUGAAAAAUUGAAUGAAGGAGUAACAAGAAAUCAGCAAUCUUCGAAACACCUUUCAGCAAAUGAAUCAACUCGAAAUUCUAAAUUGCACGUACAAAAGUCCUCAACAAACUUAAAAUCUGAUAUACAAAAAAAAUCAGACACCAAAUGUUUCAAAGGCCAGAAAAAGGAAACUCACUGCAAAUCGAAAUCAGAAACACGUGAUUCUAAUUUUCUGUCCAAAAAUCAACAAGAUCCUCAGAAAGAAAAUUGUAACUUAAAUCGACAAGUUUUGAAGACGAAGAGAAAAUUUAAGCAACCAGAAGCAAUUCAAUUGUUAAAGGAACUUAUAAAAAGCACUUCUGAAGAAGAAAACCUGAGUGAUAGAAAAGCAACAUCUUCAAACAGUUUAGAAACCUCUAAAUGUGAUUUAUCAGUUCGGUUUUUAAAAUCCGAAAAUAAAAUAGAUUUUUCUCGUUCAAGUUUCGCUUCCACGUCUAUGAUUAAGCAAGGAAAUUCCAAAAAUCCCUCAAAAGUAGAAUUCAAUGUUCAGAGUUCUGAGAAUAUGAGCAGAUCUGAAAACCCUUUGAAACCCCUAAUUCAACUCGAAGAAGAGAAAAGCAAAGUUUUAAAAACGAGUAGUGCUAGAAUUCCAAAAUCUGUAAGCAAAAAUUCUUUACUAAAGAAUUUUGAUAAGAGUUCAACAUCGCGAAUCAUCGAUUCAAGGUCAAAAACGAUUAUCAAGGAUAAUAAAUUGGAAGAUAAAGAAAGCAACAAUUUAAGUCUUCACUCUUCAAGAUCUAAUUUAUCGAGCUCAGAAACUAGAUUUCCCAAAAAUUAUUUGAAGAAAAAUCCAAGCAAUUCCAGCUAUUUGCAAUCGUAUAUUAAAUUGAAUUCUAGACAGAAUCAUGCUUCGAGUUCUGUAAUUGUGUCUUCAAAAAGUGAAGUAAAAAAAGAGAAGUCUGAAAUUACUUUUGAUCAUCUUUUUGAAAAUGAAGCUGAUGAAGCUGAGGAAAUACAAAUUGAUCAUAAAAUAAAAAGUGAAGAAAAAGAAGCUUCUGAUUCUUCAAAAUCAAAUUUAAUAGAUUCCAAUUUGGAACUUGAUCUUCCAUUUUUACCUGAAACUAUUAAAUCCUCUGAAUCAUUGACCAAGAAUUCUUCUUCAAAAUAUUGUCAGGUUUCUUUCGAACCUUCAAUCUCUUCAAGAAUUUCAGGAGAAACUUGUUCUGAGGAUUUUGAUCAAAAUAUUCAAAAUGUAGAAACAGAAGUGUGUUUUUUAGAUUGUAAAUCUUCUCAACCUUUAAGUGCUCAGAAGAAAAAAGGGUCUUCUAAUAAACAGACGAAAUCGUUUUUAAUUUUGAAAGACAUUCUUCAAAAUCAUGGCCUGGAUGUAGAUUUAGUAGAUGAAGCUGAAAGGAAGUUAAGAUCAAAAGAAAGAGGAACUAAAUCUAUUUAUUACGACAAAGGAGAUGGAACAUUACUAGCAAUUUCUUCCUCAAAAACACUGUUUGAUAAAUUGGCAUCUUUGUCAGAUAGCAGCUUCGAAGAAUUAGAAAUAAAGGAUCUAGAAUCUUUGGACCAAGAAGUUCAAGCUUCAGAAUCUCAAGAAUAUUUCCAGAUAAAGGAAACUUCACUUAGUUCUCUAAGUGCAAAAAAAUCAAGAAGCUCUCAUUCAAAAUAUUCCCUUUUUUUAAGCAACAAACAAGUUGAAUCUUCUGAACAAGCUGGUAUUUUUUCUCAAGCCAGUUUGUCUUCCAAAAAAUCUGAAGAGUCCCAAACUCUUUCUGUCAAGAACAUUUACACUGAGACAGAAAGUUUUUUGGAAAAUCGAGUAUUCACUGAUGUGGAAGUUUCUUGUACUUUGGAAAGUUCUUUUUCAUUGAGAAAAGAAGCGAGCACUGAAGUUUCUUUUGAAAGAUGUUUUGAAGCCGAGACCCAAACGAAUUGUAAUUUAGAAAAAUAUACAAAUACCGAUUUUGAUUGGAUGAAUCAGGAAAUUGAUUCGAAUUUUACUGGAAUAAAUAUUGAGAAAGAAAAAUAUUCAGAAAUGGAUUCUUUUUUGGAAAAUGAAAAACUUUGCAAAAUUAAUGAAGAAAUUUCAGUAAAUUCUUCUUCAAAUGAAAAUAUUAAUGAGGAAGUAACACUUGAGAAGUUUAAAAAAUAUUCUGAAAUAGAAAAUCUCGUCAGGUUUAGUGAAGUUACUGAAGAUAAUUCAUUAAAAGAGAAAAUAGAUAGGAAUAAAAAAAAUGAUCUUGAAGAUACUGAAAAAGAAUCUAAAAAUGACAAUAUAAAAAUUUGCAAGACUCAUCAAGAUCAAGAUUUUAUUGACCCUAAAGAAGAAAAAAAAGAUCAAAAGCAAGAAAUUCAAUUUGAAGAUGUUGAAGAAGAAUCUGGAAAAGACAAUAAAAAAAUUUGCAUAAUUAAUAAAAAUGAUUCUUUUUUAAAAGAAGAAAUGAAUAAUGGAAAUAUAGAAAUUGACCUUAAUGAUAUUGAAGAAGAAUCUAGAAAAGACAAAACAAAUAUUUUCGAGAUUAAUCAAGAUCAAGCGGAUGAUUCAUUUUCAAAAGAAGAAAUAGGUGAUGGUAAUGAAAAAAUUGAACUCGAAACUGUUGUAGAAGAGUCUAGUGAAGACAAUGCAAACAUUUUCAAGAUGUAUCAAGAUCAAGAACGUGAUUAUUUUUCAAAAGAAGAAAUUAUUUUUCAAAAUAUUAAAGAAGAAUCUGAAGAUCAUAAUGCAAAUAUUUGCAGGUUUAUUCAAGAUAAAGAUGCUUAUUUUUUAAAGGAAGAAGCAUAUGAUGGAAAGGAAGAAAUUAAAUUUGAUGAUAUUUUUUCUAAAGAAGAAACAAAUGAUGGAAAGGAAGCAAGGCUUCAAAAUAUCGGUGAAGAAUUUGAAGUUUCUACAAUAGAAUCCUUAUCGAAGAAGAAUGAAGAAAAUGAAGAAAAUGAAGAAACAAAGUUUCGAAAUUUUGAAGAAGAUUCUGCAAAGAAAGUUUUCGAAGAGGACAUUUUUUCUCAUGAAUUGAUUCCCAACUCGGGAGAAAAUGAAGAUAUGGACAAAGAAAAUGAAGAAAUGGAAGGCAGCUAUGAAGUUUCAGUUCCUAUUUACACUCUUUCGAAAUCUCAAAUACCAAAUCUGAAAUCGCUCGAAUCAGAAGAAAAACCCAAAAACGAAGAAAUUAUUAAAUUAAUUUCGAAAUUAGAAGUGACGCCAUCUUUCCUUGUUUUUUGCAACGAAAAAAUUCGAAACAACGAGAGGAUUAAGAAUUUUAAGCAAUUUCAGUUUUCUAAAAGUUAUAACAAAAUUUCGCAGAUCAAGGAUGUGAAAAGGUCUUCGAAUUUGGCAGUGGAAACAUUGAAAUUGGCUACAAAACGAGCAAGAAAUUUAUAUGAAGGAGCAAAAUCGUUCAGAGAAAAGAUGAAACCUUUUGAAGAACCUAAAAGAGAAGAAGAAAAUUUCUACCUGAAGCAAAAAAGGGAAGCUGAAGAUAUUAAAAAUGAUCUUUAUGUUAAAGAGAUUAUUUCUGAAAAAAAGGUUUUGGGAUCAGAAAAUUUUCUUCUGGAGAAGAAACCGAAAUUUUUGACAAUUUCUAAUUUCAAAAAAGAAAAAUCUUUAAACCCUUUUCCAGAAGUCAGGGAAGUGAUGACUUAUCUUUUAAAAAAUGUAGAGAAGAAUCUCGAAAAGAAGGUUGAGACUUUCAAUUUGGAACAAAUAAAUGAGGAGGAAGAUUUUAAAUUGCAAUUUGAAAAUCAUUUUUCGCUGUUUAGUCUACUUCCAAUUUUUGUUAUUAUUUUUUGGUGUUUCUAUUCAUCUAUAUAUGAAGUAUAAGUUCUUUUGUAUAUACUGUUGUUUAAGUUUUGGUAAGUUUACAUACUGUUUUUUUAGAAAGGCCCUGAAAAAAAUAAUUUUGACUUUUUAAAAACAUGUUUACACAUUUAGCAAUAUUUAUUGAAGAUUUACAAUCGUUAGCUUAUUAUU
Belonocnema kinseyi is the source of this 6035-nucleotide messenger RNA. RefSeq lists its product as uncharacterized. NCBI's taxonomy places the organism in Eukaryota, Metazoa, Arthropoda, Insecta, Hymenoptera, Cynipidae. The transcript has 9 exons. The coding region runs from base 111 to 5885 and encodes 1924 amino acids. The record is from RefSeq and is a predicted model, not a curated record.